Messenger RNA from Mandrillus leucophaeus (drill), 713 nucleotides. RefSeq names its product tripartite motif-containing protein 65-like. The annotation marks the transcript as partial. The transcript is spliced from 3 exons. NCBI's taxonomy places the organism in Eukaryota, Metazoa, Chordata, Mammalia, Primates, Cercopithecidae. The record is from RefSeq and is a predicted model, not a curated record.
GGGUUAGGUCCAGAGAGGGCAGGUGCUUUGCCUCAGCUUGCUCAGCAUGCAAGAGGUACAAAUGGCAAUGGAAGUUGGGUCCUGAGCCCAAGGGUUCUGCUCUGCUCAGGUACCACCCUGCUACAGGUUAUGAAAGACUUUGUCCGGACCCGCCGGGGCACGGCCCCCGACUCUCCCUGGGUUAGAGUGAGGCCUGUGCUCCGGAGGCUGGCCUGGGUGGCGUGGGGAGGGGCUGCCUGGUGUCUGCAGGCAUGGUUGGUUGUCUGAGAAAGGAUGUCACAGCCAAUCCUGGCCCUCUCUUGUUGCUUGUCCCAUGGGCGGCCACCACAGGCCCAGCUGAGAGCCAGCCUGGAGGUUACCCAGCAGCAGGCCACCCAGGCCGAAGGCCAGCUACUAGAGCUGCAGAAGCAAAGAAGCCAGAUCCAGAACUCAGCCUGCAUCUUGGCCUCCUGGGUCUCCGGCAAGUUCAGCAGCCUGCUACAGGCCCUGGAAAUGCAGCACACAGCAGCACUGAGGAGCAUCGACGUGGCCAAGACGCGGGUGCUGGCACAGGCUCGAGAUGAGGAGCAGCGGCUGCGGGGCCACUUGGAGGCUGUGGCUCGCCAUGGCUGCAGGAUCCGGGAGCUUCUGGAGCAGGUGGAUGAGCAGACCUUCCUGCAGGAAUCACAGCUCCUCCAGCCCCCAGGGCCUCUUGGGCCACUGACCCCUCUGCA